Drosophila kikkawai is the source of this 1665-nucleotide messenger RNA. RefSeq names its product eukaryotic translation initiation factor 3 subunit g2 (gene eIF3g2). The record is from RefSeq and is a predicted model, not a curated record. Gene Ontology annotation, cellular component: cytoplasm; eukaryotic translation initiation factor 3 complex. Gene Ontology annotation, molecular function: translation initiation factor activity; RNA binding. Lineage: Eukaryota; Metazoa; Arthropoda; Insecta; Diptera; Drosophilidae.
GGCGUCUUUCUAAAAUUCAAAUCGCCUCUCAAUAGUCUCUAGAGAUUUUUCAACCAUUUCGGAGCUGGAUAACCCUUUAAAAAUCCAGCUAAAAUGAAAGCCUUCAAGACUUCUUGGGCCGACGAGGUCGAGGCGGACUAUGUGGACGGACUGCCGCCUUCUAGUGAGUACAUUGAGGGCGACUACAAGUACGUGACCGAGUACAAGUUCAACGAUGACGGCAAAAAGGUCAAGGUAGUGCGCACCUUCAAGAUAGAAAAGCAGGUGGUGCCCAAGGCAGUGGCCCGUCGUCGCAGCUGGGUAAAGUUCGGGGACUCGCGCCUGGACAAGCCAGGACCCAACUCACAGACGACCAUGGCCUCCGAGGAGAUCUUCAUGCUUUUUACGGGCUCCAAGGAGUUCGAGCAGACGCACGAGACCCAGAUCGAGGCUGGCAAGAAUAUAGCCAAGUGCCGUAUUUGCAAUGGCGAGCACUGGAGCGUCAACUGUCCCUACAAGGGCACCGCCAUGGACAGGAAGACCCAGAUGGAGAACAAGGCCAAUGCAGCGGCCGCUGCUGCUGUGAGUGAUCCCAACAAGUCGGGCAAGUAUGUGCCGCCCUUUAUGAAGGAGGGUGGCGGCGGCGGCAAGUCCUGGGCUCGCGAACGUGAUGAAUCCUCGGCCGUGCGCAUCUCCAAUCUGUCCGAGUCCAUGACCGAGGCCGAUCUUGAGGAGCUGGUGAAGAAAAUCGGGCCGCACACCAAGAUGUACCUGGCCCGCGAGAAGAACUCGGGCCUGUGCAAGGGCUUUGCCUACGUGCACUUUAAGUUCCGCCAGGAUGCAGCCGCAGCCAUUGAAAUCCUCAACGGUCAUGGCUACGACCACUUGAUCCUCUGCGUCGAGUGGUCCAAGCCGCAGGCAUCCUAAAGGAUUUUCCCCUUUAUACCCUUUAUAUUCUUAACUUGAAUUCGAGAACGGAAAUGAGCUGCGGUCGCAAAAGAAAUCGAAAUAAAAUACAACAUACAGUCUGGGAAAAAUAUGUCUUAAAUCGGUUUAAAAUAAAUUACUUAAAAUCACUAAAUACAAAUAAAACAUCUAUAUAGCUAAAAGUAAAAAUCCUUUCAAAAUUAUAGUACCCUUUUCAGUUCCAGAUUGAACCCUAUUUUUUCUUCAUGUGCCGAAACGAAGGAGAGAGCUUGCUUUGGGCAAAACUAAAUCCGUUAAUGCUUCGUUUUAAAUGCGAUUUUUUCGCCGUGUUCCUUCACAACCGCGCAAAGGUGAAAGCCACUUAAAUGGAAGCCAACGCAGUGCCGGAUGAUGAUGACGGGCUGGCGGUACGGAGCUGAGAAAUGCCACAGGACGCUGGCUGGACUGAAUGAACAUUAAUAAUUAAAUAUAAGAGCGGACUUAUGCGCACGAUACAGGACAGGAAACUACGAGACCAUGACCAAGGUCCUGGAGUGAGUGAGUGGAGCGGAUGGAAUAGUGGUCGCGGAAUAGAGCCGACUCCCGGAGUCCCGGCUUAGAUACACACUCACAAUUUGAAUGAGGGGCGGAUCAAAGUCGAGGCACAAAAGAAAUUUAUUCCCAUUGUUGUUGCUGUCGCGGUGGGCGGAGGAGCAGUGAAGCACCCGGCACCGGCUAAAGCCGAGUCUAAAACAAAUUACUGAAUAAUUUAUAAAUUAA